Molecule: messenger RNA, 564 nt
Organism: Ahaetulla prasina
Lineage: Eukaryota; Metazoa; Chordata; Lepidosauria; Squamata; Colubridae
Product: IQ domain-containing protein H-like
Exons: 4
Source: RefSeq, a predicted model, not a curated record
CUGUAAAUAGUACUAGGUAAAACUUCCAGCAUUGUUGUAGUUGUAGACAGGCUGCAUUGUGUUUCUUUACAGCACAAGCUUUCCAUGAUGAUGAAGAUUCUGUGUGACCCAAAACACAUAUACCACCGAAGCAUUGUAAAUCAGAACUAUGGGGUCAGUCUGCCGUUGGUUAAUCGGAGGAAAACAGCAGGAGCACCGACGCAGAAGAUUGCAAAAGGUGUGACAGUCAACAACCUUUCCGUAGCUCCACCAGCCUCCUAUCUGAACAACGUUCGCUCUGCCGUGCCUAUUUCUGAGAAGGAUGCAGGGAAAGGCAUCCUAAAUCUAAUUGAAAGAGGACUGAUUCCACGUGCUGCUAGGAUUACUUUGGAGAAGCCACCCAUUCUGCCAAAACCUGUUCCCCUCCAUGAAUUUCAGACAAAGUACAAGAAGGUUGACGCAGAUGGGGCUCGGCAGAGUGAGAAGGUAGAAACGGCUCUCCUCCCCUCUCAGAAGCCCACCCAGGUCUCCGAGUACCCAGCAGAAGGUGGAAAGGAGAAGAAAGGAACCAAGGGGAACAUCGCC